UAACGGGCCAACAUCUGCUUGUCAUCCGUCGACUUGUCGGCAUCCGUUCCUCUCUGGUCCUCCGGUGCCACACUUGCGACCGAUGCGAGGUGUUAAAUACAUACAUACUCUAGAUUCUAGUUGCGCCGAGGAUACCACCACAAGGUGAAAGAAAAUCCGCCCCCGCCAAGCAAUGCACCGCAGCACCGGCUUCAGGGAUUGAUUGACACGAUGUAGUCGCGUAGGCCACACUCCACUCAGUCAGACUCAAUUUCUUUUCGGCCGGGACAAGGAAGCGUCCAUGGACCAUGAAUGGUGAGAGAGAUAGUCGUUUACCUGCCAUGCCGCCUCUUAACCCUACCACCUUCCGCCGCAUCGCCGGGAUCGAACGACGCUCUAAGUAGGUUCAGGCACUAUCCGGCAACAGCAACCCUGUUCGAAGCGUGAGAGUGAGAGUGCUACCAUCACGCACGUAUCCUCCCAUCAAUCAACCUAGCAAAUCGACAAAGCCGUCGAGCAGUAGGCUUGGCAGAUCCCACGGUGCCAGCAACGCCAGCAAUGCAACACAAUUGGCUUGUUCGUCGGUCCUUCCGGGGAGACCCAACACCAUCAUAUUGGCAUGCAUCAAGGCUCUUUGAUGAUGGGACGAGAGGGCAAACUCCUCCAUCUGCAAUACAUUGCCGGUAACUCGUCCUGGCUCGCCGACAACAGCACAGCACGAAAGGCUAAGCGUUUGCAACACAUAGCGCAAACCAGUUGCGAGCGUGUCGCAGUACGUCUCGUGCGACAGCCAUGCGUGCUGCUGGCCUUGCACAACCACCACCACCACCACCUUUUUGCCCGACGCAUCCUGCUUCAGGUCUUCCCAAACGGUCCACACCAAAGGCUUUCAAACGACAUCGCCGCAUGGCAUCGUCUAAGCGGCGCUCUGGCGACAAUAUAAGAGGGACGGAGCAAGUCCAUGACUCGGUCCGCUUCCCAGAGCAUACAACGAGCUCCGACCACUGUGGAUUCGGUGGCCUUGUGGACGCUUUUUGUGCGGCCUCUUCGCCUCAGACGAUCGGCAAGUAUGUCGCCUUCGGUGUCCUUGAACGGGGGGGCAUGACGGCGCAGCGGAGAGACAUCAUCACAAUGAAUGCUGCAACCCGCCAGCCACUACAGGUUGCGGUAAAGUCUUUUUUCUUUUCUUUUCUUUCUUCGAUGGGCUCCGACGAUGUUUUCGCCCACGACUCAACGCAGCGCAACUCAACCCAACCCGAAACGGUCUGGUCCGCUUGCUUUUGGGCCCGUCUCGAUGCCGGACUUGGGAAUUGGAAAUGGGGAUGAAUGGGAUCGAGAGUCAACAGCGAGGCUAACAACGCAGCAAAGCUGUGGCACAAGCUGAUUGAUGGCAGCUCGACUCGGCCAUGCGCAAGCCGCCCGAUGCUGCCCAAUGCUUUGGGAUUGACCGUCUCCGAUCUGUCGUUGGACCACGUUUAGGAAUGGCUGCGUGCGUCCAUGGUCCAGCAGAAGACGCAGGACACAGGGCAUCCGUCGGCAACCACUCAGUCUGUUUGAGCCCUCUCCAAGCAGACAGCUGUGACGAGUCGGACGUACACAAGCACACCCACACCACACAGAGCUCGUACAGUAUUCGUACAGAUCCAUGUUGCUGACUCUGUUGCCCUCGCUCUCGACGAGAAGGCCCCCCCCCCCCCCCCCCCCCCUUUUGCUGGGACAAUGUCCGAACCGUGCUUGUGUGCCCACCCGGGCCAUUCCCGAAGCGCGCCUGUCCUCCGUGCCCGGUCGUGGUCUCGUCUUCUCGACGGCCCUGCCCCAGUGUCUUGCCUAAGUAGGGCCUUGCCCACUUGCGAGCGCGCCAACGUUCCAGCAUCAACCGUUUCAAAUCACAUCACUGCGGUAUCUGGGCCGAGCUUGUGGCACCUCCUCUUUUACCCGUCUUUUCCGUGUCUUCUAGAAGGCCACGAGGCCCAACCUCCCCCUGGCGAAGAAGCCUCUCAGACUUCUUUACGCCGUUCUUGAGCCAGCCAGCAUCGGCGACUCCGCCAUUGUGGGCAGUGGUGGUGGUGAUGAUGAUGGUGCAUGGGUCGGUCGGUCGUCUCCAUCUUUUCGUUGCCGAGUGGCAUCUGCAUCAGGCUCUUCCCCCCCUUUUUCUUCUUUUCACUUCUUUCUUUCCGCCCUUCGAAGCCAUACGGGAUCCGUCGUCCGUAGUGUCACUGCUGAGGGUCGUCGCCAGCAAUGAGUAUGAGCGCCCCCUCGCUCUCAAAGCGACACGACAGAGGGUUCUUUUCUUGGCCCGAUCUUGGAUUCCGACAAAUCCCACCAAGAUAUUUACCUAGACAUAGUCGGUAUUUACAUGGAGCCAGGCCUUCGCGAGUCGAUACAAGCCAUGAUCACGUUUCUUCAGCCGCAUAGCUCGCUUGCUGACAUGCGUGUUUCACUAGGGGUGAUUGAACCCAUGGAUUUAGAACUAACGAGACGGCAACUCCCACUGUGGUGGUGUGUGCGGACGUCGGACGACAACACAAAUGGUAAGCAUUCCGCGCCGCAGCCGCUCUGCCCAAACGACCAAACCAUGCCUACAACACUACUCAUGCAUGAUGUCGCAGUUGUUGUUGUUAUCGCCCCUGGUACUACCAGAUUACAUGACAACUGCCACCAUUACCACUAUUUUGCGGGACGUGUAUUCCACUUGCCCGCCCCUCAUCAUGGAGCAGCCACUCUGAGUCCAGCACUGGGUUGCCACCACCUACCGAUGGCUUAUGGGUACAACUUUACAUGUAACCCCUGAAAGUCCAACAGUCCAACAAGAGCGCAGGGAGCAGAGACACAGAGUCAAGUUCUCAAUCCCCCAAGUGGGCGGUGCUUGCAGGCCUCCUGCUGCCCUUCGGUGCUCGUGGCCCCCCUGGUUUGCGCUACUCAAGCCGUGGCUCCAAUCAAAUAUUGUCAGGCGUCCGGUUUGGGCCAGUGGCCCCCGUCGCUCUACGUAGUUUGGGAAAUAAAGCGGAAUCCAGCGCCCAAGUGGACAAUGAAGAUCGGCAACACCAUUGCCUCUCUCCACAAAGUUCGACACCAAAGCGGCGUGGAAACUGGA
Molecule: messenger RNA, 3073 nt
Organism: Colletotrichum destructivum
Lineage: Eukaryota; Fungi; Ascomycota; Sordariomycetes; Glomerellales; Glomerellaceae
Exons: 1
Coding region: 772-1305 (177 amino acids)
Source: RefSeq, a predicted model, not a curated record